Molecule: messenger RNA, 273 nt
Organism: Tupaia belangeri chinensis (Chinese tree shrew)
Lineage: Eukaryota; Metazoa; Chordata; Mammalia; Scandentia; Tupaiidae
Product: mitochondrial import inner membrane translocase subunit Tim9-like
Exons: 2
Coding region: 4-273 (89 amino acids)
Source: RefSeq, a predicted model, not a curated record
AAUAUGGCUGCACAGAUACCAGAAUCUGAUCAGAUAAAACUGUUUAGGGAAUUUCUUGGAACCUACAAUAAACUUACAGAAACAUGCUUUUGGGACUGUGUUAAGGACUUUACAACAAGAGAAGUGAAACCUGAAGAGAUUACCUGUUCAGAACAUUUCUUACAGAAGUAUCUGAAAAUUACACAAAAAAUAGCCAUGAGAUUUCAAGAAAAUCAAGGUCAGCAGGAUGAAGCCCUGGCAGCCAAAGCAGGACUCCUUAGCCAGCCACGCUAG